AUACAGAACUGGGCUUCUCAGAGCAUAGUAUAGACUAUCAGGGUGAGGAAAAUCUCAGGGUUUUUCCUCACUUUGACAUUUCCUAAUCAUAAAGGACUUACUACUAGAAACUCAGAAGCUAAGUAGUUGGUGGCUUUGUUUUUCAGAUGGUGUCCUCAGAUCGAAGCCCGCUCUCCUUCCUGCCCACAGAAGCUCAAGCCCAAGUGUCACCCCCGCCCCCUUACCCCACGCCCCAGGACCUCCCCCAGCCUCUGCUGCAGCAGCCCCAGGAAGCCCCAUCUCUGCCCCAGUCAGACUUCCAGCUCCUCCCAGCCCAGGGCUCAUCUUUGACCAACUUCCUCCCAGAUGUGAGCUUUGACCAGCAGUCCAUGAGGCCAGGCCCAGCCUUUACUCGGCAGGUGCCCCUGGAGCAACAAGGUCCCCGAGAACCACAGGACUCCUUUCAUUUGAGACCAAACCUGUAUUCCAGCUGCGGGCAUUUCCCAAACACCAUCCUGACAGGAGACUCGAGCACCAGCCUGUUCAAAGACCUCGGCAGUGCUCUGGCAGGCAUGCCGGAGGUCGGCCUAAACGUGGACACUCCGUUUCCACGGGAAGAAGAGCUCCAGAUCGAACCCCCGAGCCUGGACGGACUUAACAUGCUGAGUGGUUCCGGCCUGGGCCUGCUCGACCCCUCUACUGAAGAGACGCUUCGAGCUGACCUACCGUGGAUGCACCUGCUGUACCUGUUCCUCCCAUAG
Physeter macrocephalus (sperm whale) is the source of this 740-nucleotide messenger RNA. RefSeq names its product CREB-regulated transcription coactivator 3-like. Gene Ontology annotation, molecular function: cAMP response element binding protein binding. The transcript is spliced from 5 exons. Gene Ontology annotation, cellular component: nucleus; cytoplasm. Gene Ontology annotation, biological process: positive regulation of transcription by RNA polymerase II. The record is from RefSeq and is a predicted model, not a curated record. The coding region runs from base 147 to 740 and encodes 197 amino acids. NCBI's taxonomy places the organism in Eukaryota, Metazoa, Chordata, Mammalia, Artiodactyla, Physeteridae.